AUGCGUCCAUCUCAUGUUUCUAUCAAGAACACCAACGAAAACCUAAAAAAACGAAGAGGUAACUCACUCAAACCUGCCGCUCAGGUGCACAGUAACGACUACACUGAACACUACGUGCACACAAAUCUUCCGCCUCAGAAAUUCGUCAAAAACUCACAAAAUCAAGUUGAGGGCUAUCCCAAUCUUCAAAAGUUAUUUCGCCUGAAAGAAAAGCAUGUUGCCAGGCACGCAACGAAGCCUUACGGGUGUAGGGUUAACAUAGAUGAAAUGAGUUCAACUUUGAAUCACUGGAUUCACGCCGAUAAAUUAGUAUUUGACGUCGUUAUGAUAGGAUGUCUCACCGAAAAUCAGUUCAUAUACCCACUUUUGACUUCUCUACCAAUUGAUAGACUGAUAUCGAAGCCAGGUUUCCUAUUUAUCUGGGGUAGCGCUCAGAAAAUUAAUGAGCUAACCAGGCUCUUGCAGAAUGAUGGAUGGGCAAAGAAAUUUCGGAAAAGCGAAGAGCUGGUGUUCAUUCCAGUGGAUAAGAAAUCCCCAUUUUAUCCUGGUCUCGAUGAUAAUGAUGAAGCUCUUUUCGAAAAAAUGCAAUGGCAUUGCUGGAUGUGUAUAACGGGAACAGUUCGGAGGGCUACCGACGGCCACUUGAUACAUUGUAAUGUGGAUACCGAUUUGAACAUUGAAUCAGACAACUUGCAAAAUAGUGCUAUUCCUGCUCAUCUUUACAGAAUUGCCGAGAAUUUCUCGACUGCUACGAGAAGACUUCACAUCAUACCUGCUAGGACAGGAACCGAAACUCCCGUAAGAAUGAGGCCUGGCUGGGUUAUAAUGAGUCCCGACGUCAUGUUGGAUAAUUUUGACAGUAAUGCAUACCAGGCAGAAAUAGGCAGACUAGGGACACACCUUCCCACGCGGAAUGAAAUUGAAGCUCUAAGACCAAAGAGUCCAACCCAGAAAAGAGGUGGGUGA
Messenger RNA from Lachancea sp. 'fantastica', 966 nucleotides. The record is from the annotation of a GenBank genome assembly. Lineage: Eukaryota; Fungi; Ascomycota; Saccharomycetes; Saccharomycetales; Saccharomycetaceae.